UAGUACUAUCUAGACUAGAAGGGUGUGAGCUGGGGUAAGAACAAAUUUCCCAUGUUAUUAUCUACAUGGCCACCCUGGUACAUUGCUGUAGCAGUUGCCAUUGCCUUUUAUCGUACUCCACACUCCUCCAUCCAAUGUCAUCACGCCACGUCAUCUCUGGUUUCACUCACGCGCGCUUUGCUCGCUAGAAAACUCUACCCCGAAACUUCGUUAACUUCCACAACUAACGAUUUUACCAACGUUAGUUGCUUGCCACCUUUAUUCCAUAAGCAAACAGAAAAAACCAACAGACAGAAAACCAAAAGGUGUCUUCUUCUCAUUCAAUUUUUUCUUUUACUUCAAUUCAUCCAAAUCUGAAUCCGAAACAAUAAUAAGAUGUCAAAUCUCAACGGUAGUGAUUCGCCGAAGAUACACGUUGAGACUCCGCCAGUGGCGCCUUCUGCGCCGAGCGAGGGCCACCACGCGGCGGCGAGCGGCGGGAUUGGCGGAAUUCUGCGGCGGUGGAAGAGGGAGGACUUGAUCAAGAGAGGGUCGUUGGGACUGAGAGGGAUCGCGCUGCUUUUCUGUCUGAUUUCGUUCAUUAUCAUGGCCAGCAAUAAACAUGGGGAUUGGAGAGAGUUCGAUAAAUAUGAAGAGUACAGGUAUUUGCUGGCUAUAGCGAUUUUGUCUAGUUUGUACACUGGAGCCCAAGCGUUCCGUCAAAUUCAGGAACUCUCCACUGCAAAACAAUUGCUUCAGCCAAGAAUGGCAGCUAUGAUUGACUUUUUUGGAGAUCAGAUCAUUGCAUAUCUUUUGAUAUCAUCAGCAUCUUCAGCAAUUCCAAUGACAAAUAGAAUGAGAGAAGGGGCAGACAAUAUAUUCACAGACUCUUCAGCUGCAGCCAUUAGCAUGUCAAUUUUUGCCUUCUUGUGUCUAGCAGUAUCUGCCCUCAUUUCAGGCUACAAAUUAUCAACUCAACCUUAUAUAUGAAGUCUUAACUUUGCAAAACUCUCCUACUACAGUUUCAUACUUCUAUACAAAUCACUUUUUUCUGUAUAUUAAUGAGAAAAGGAGUCAGGCCUCACCUCUCUGGCUCGGUGCAUAUGUAUACAGUGAGAUUUGAUAUUGAUUUCAUAUACGAAUACAUGUAAUGUUUAAUCAUUUUUCUUGUACUUGAGACUAUUUAUUGACCAAUUUGGCCAAAAAAAGAUUAUGUGGUGAAUGCAUUAUCUGAAUUUGACUGUGAGACGCAAGCAAUGGCAGUCAGAAGACUCUGAAUUUGAUU
Glycine soja is the source of this 1264-nucleotide messenger RNA. RefSeq names its product CASP-like protein 4B1. The coding region runs from base 376 to 969 and encodes 197 amino acids. NCBI's taxonomy places the organism in Eukaryota, Viridiplantae, Streptophyta, Magnoliopsida, Fabales, Fabaceae. The record is from RefSeq and is a predicted model, not a curated record. The transcript has 3 exons.